Molecule: messenger RNA, 5417 nt
Organism: Vespa crabro (European hornet)
Lineage: Eukaryota; Metazoa; Arthropoda; Insecta; Hymenoptera; Vespidae
Product: fibroblast growth factor 17-like
Exons: 6
Coding region: 1393-2223 (276 amino acids)
Molecular function (GO): growth factor activity
Source: RefSeq, a predicted model, not a curated record
AUAUAUAUAUAUAUUUUUUGUUUUGAUAACAUAUUAAUUCGUGAGGUGUACCCAUUUUAUUUCUCUAUUCUUUCUCACAUCUUCUCAUUCUACUUCUCGCACUCUACUUCUCGAAGUAACUUUACCGAUCUUUCUACAAUCGUCUCGUAUAAAAAGUUGGAGUCAUCGACCAAAUAAAUUUUCGAUGGCUCUUCGCCGAGGGUCAAGACGUUUUCACCCUCAAAGAAGGCGGCACCCCCCGAGUGGAUAAGAGUACGAGUCAAGGGCCAAGCUGGAAUUUUGUGUUGAUCCUAUGGUGAUUCGCGAGGUGCAAAGCUCGUCGAGGUGUUAUGUAGAAGAAAAAAAUAAAUAAGGAGGGAGAGAGAGAGAGAGAGAGGAGAGAGAGAGAGAGAGAGAGAUAGAGAGAGAGGAAACGUUCUUUCAGAGUGCUUGCACAGAGGAAAAGAAAAGAAAAGAAAGAGAGAGGGAGAGAAAGAGAGAGAGAGAGAAAGAGAGAGAAAGAGAAAAAGAAGAAGAAGAGAGAGAGAGAGAGAGAGGGGGGAAGAGAAGGAGAAAGUGGAUCGGAUAUUUGUGGAAAUUUGUGGAAAUUUGUUGGUGAGUGUGUGAAAGGUAGAAGGAAGUGAGAGCUUUUUGUGAGGAUAAGGGAGUGUACGAGAUAGCAGAGGAAAAAAGAAGAAGAAGAAGAAGAAGAAGUAGCGGGAAACGCGUGGAUAGAUGCGUGGAAUUUGAAAGCAGCAACCCAAAGGCCAGCCCGACGCAAUGCGUCGACGCUGCUGACGCAACGCGCCUGGAUGCGUCUCACUUUGAGCACAUAGAGAGAGAGAGAGAGAGAAAGGGAGAAAGGGAAAGAGUGAGAGUGAAAGUUCGAACCGGUCGAGUGUAAAACACCCUCUUGGGAACGAAGGAUCAUCAGAGUUAUCAUCUUUAUUCUCUCGUGAUCUAAAUCGAUCGAGUUAGAAUGAUUCCCAGAGGAUCGAACGAUCGGACGAUCUCAAAAUCGUCACCCCCACGGUACUCGGACACUUGAUGACACUUUUUUUGCCUUGCUCUUUCGAAGGGAGAAAAAAAAAGAAAAAAGAGAGAGAGAGAGAGAGAGAGAGAGAGAGAGAGAGAGAUGCUCGUGUCGAGUCAUCUCCAUAUAUUUAUCGCAUGUUACUCGCCGGUGAUCGUCUUCGUGGCGAGCACGAUCAGCUCGUGUUGGUGUUAGUGUUGCUCGUUGGUGCUGUUGGUGGUGCCGGUGGUGGGUCGCGAGUGCGCACGCGACUCCGCAACUUGGUGAAUGAUCCUGGGAGUCCCGGUUAAACGAAGCUUCGAGGUACACGAUCACUGGGAUGACGUCCGCUUCGGAUCACGCGCUCCCUUCACGAUCGACCUCGUCUAACGCGCUACCAAAUGUUACCACAGCUUGCCGUUUUAGCGAAGAUUUUGUGCCUCCUGAUGGUGGUGAUGUGCGGGGCGGUACCGGCGAUGGUGCGCUCCGUGAGUCUCUACUCGACUUGCAGCAGCGGCAAUGUUACCGUAAUGGGCCGCUCGAUCAAGGCCGUGGGACGCAGCGAUGACAAUGCACCCUACCAGAAGCUCACGACACAGUCCGAGGACUUCAGUAGGAAGCUGUACAUCUUCGCGGAGAAAAGCCAGCGAUACAUUUGCUUCAACAAGCGAUGGAAACUCGUCGGCCUGCCGAAGAAACAGAAGGGUCCGAUGUGCCAGUUCUACGAGGUCUACAACGGUUCGUACCUGAGGUACAAGAGCGUGGCCGAUGGUACGCGAUACCUCGGUUUCAACAAGCUCGGUAAACCGAUGAAGAAUCCCCAUGGUAGGCAGGAAUGUUUCAACUUCAUCAAAUACAAUCCUCACGCCGACAUAAACCAUCAUAACAACUUGGUGAACGCGGAUAUGGGUGGUAUGGAGCCGAGAGAACCUUACGUGGUAUCGAGAAAGCCUUCACCGAUGAGGGCGACGAAGAACUCGCUGAUACAAGCCGACAGUAAUGGUGCGAGGCAGCAACAGCACCAUCAUCAUCAGCAACAACAACAACAACAACAACAACAACAACAACAACAGCAGCAGCAACAGCAACAGCAACAUCCAGCGGGGCACACGACGACGCAUCGUCAUCGGCACUCGAAUCGUUGGAAGAUGCGACAGGACGAAGAGGAACACUCGGCGAUGCCACGAAGACGGCACGAGAGUCGUCUACUCGUCGAGGCCAGCAAGUAUUGAGCCGGAAAAGCGUUGGCUCGCCGAUCAAGACUGCCUCCUUAAUUCGCACAUGCAAACACACACACACACACACACACACAUACAUACGAACGAACGAAACCGCGUACACAAUAUAAUAUACAUAAAAGCCAGCCUUAUACAUAAAAUAUCACAGACAUUACACGAAGAUAUAAGGAACACACUCACACACACAGACACACAUAUACACAUAUACAUGACGAUUAUACACAGAAAAAAAAACACAUACACAUAUACACACGCACACACACACACCGUACUUCCGUGAAUUACCUGAGAUUAAUCUACCGAACGAACAGCUCACGUACGUCGCUUUGGCGCCCCUUUUUGUUUCCCUUCAAAUGAUCAUGUUCGGUAUGAUUCUUCAGGAAAAAUCGGCGAAACACGGAAACACCGCGACUUCGAGAAUAUAUAUAUAUAUAUAUAUAUAUAUAUAUAUAUAUAUAUAUAUGAUUAAGCUUAUAAGAGCCGCGACUUGGGUCGCGCGAAGCCGCGUCUCGAUUUACGUAGGUGAGAAUGAAAAUAUGAUAAAGGCAAAGAUAUGAGGAGAAUUGAAAAUAUGAAAUGGGAAAAAAGAAAAAAAGAAAAAAGAAAAAAGAAAAAAAAAAAAAUUACGUAGGACGACUUCAACGACUCCGAUCUCCAAUAAUAAUUAUUCGCGCGACUCCGAAACUCCUCUCUUGCCCCCCGACUGAACCCAUUUAGGGCAAGUAGGAGUAAAUCAGAGACGAAGCAUGCGAGAAAGAGUCGAUGAACUCUCGUCGCGCUUUAAAUCAUCGCGGCAGUCUCUCGCGCGCGCGCACGCGCCUCGUUUCUUCGCGCGGAGAGUUUGGCACGCGCUAGCCGAAAAAAAAAGAAAAAAAAAAAGGAAAGGAAAAGAAAAGAAAAGAAAAUGAAAAAUCGCUAUGGCGAUCGUAGGUAAGCGCACGUGCGUUCGUUUCCCACCGAGCGGUCUCUCUCUCUCUCUCUCUCCCUACCUCCCUUCCUCCCUCCCUCCCUCCCACUACCUCUCCCUUUUUGAACGAAGCGACAAACGGAUUCAACGGUUCUAAAAACUCUUCUCCUCCAUUAAACACAGGGAUUCUCAAAUUAGUUUUUUAUUCUAAAAAAAAAAAAAAGAAAAAAAAAAAAAAAAGAAAAAAAAAUGACAAGAUUUUUGUGAAAAUGGACAUCGAGGGAGGCACGAUAUAAUUCUUUGCUCUUAACUAUAUAAGUGGAGGAGAAAAGGAAAAAAAAAAUGUAAUAGAGAUUCGCGGUGUUCCUUAAGAGGGGCGUCGCGCGCGAGCUCGUUGCUGCGCGCACACUAAGAGAACAAUAAAGAAAGAAAGAAAGAAAGAAAGAAAGAAGAAAAGAAAAGAAAAAAAAAGAAACAAAAAAAAAAAAAGAAAAAGCCUCAUGCCGCCGCGCAAGAAGACUCUCUCGCUCGCUGUGUGCUAAUUUUACGGCCCGCCUAACGUAAUGUAACGUAACGUAACGUAACGUAACGUAACGUAACGUAACGUAACGUGCGUGCGUGCUCUGCCUGCCUGCCUGCAUGCGUGUACGUAUGAUGUGUGAGAAUGUGCCUGAAUGCUUAUAUGUGUGUAUGUGUGUGUGUGUGUGUGAGUGUGUGUAUGUGUGUGUGAGUAGUAGCGUACGCGUGUAGAUACGCACGAUCGAUCGCUCGCCCACGAGCUCGAAGCUUCAAUGUCAACCCAAAACGAGCAAUAAUAAUUAACAAUAAUAACAAAAAAAAAUAUAUAUAUAUAUAUGUGUAUGGGCAAACGAGAAAAAGAAAAUGGAAAAAAGUUAAAAAAAGAAAAAAGAAGAGAGAAAAGUAUAAUAUUCGCAACAGGAAUGUGGCGCGAGCGUGAACGAGCGUAUCCCUAUCUCUUUUUCUGUGUUGUUGUUGUUGUUGUUGUUGCGUGUGUUAAAUGCGUGCGUGCGUGCGUACGUGUUGUAUUUGCCUCUUAAACGCGUGUGAGUGCGUGUAAUAUAUUUACUAUAUCGUUAUUGAAAACUUAAUCCUUAGGACGCUGUCGCAUAAAAGAAAAAAAAAAAAAACUGUAUUAUUAGGUUAGAAAAACGCGAACACUUAUGUACGCGAUGGCAACGCGAAAAGCCGACCGGGGCUGACUGUUCCUGCUGCUGUUGUUUCCUUCUUCUUCGUCCUUUACAUUUGACAAUUUCUCUUAUUCGACUUCCUCCUACUUUAUUCUCUCUAUCUCUCUUCCUCUCUCCUUUCGAAUUUUUAAUUCAAUGUUGUGAGCAGCGACACGGUGCAGCUUCUCGCGUCAACGCCACGCGAAAGGAGCGCCUGCUCUUUUUUUUUCCCAAAAAGGAAACGCUCCCUAGGUAGCUUAUUUAUUGAAAUCACGUUUUAGGUUACUACGAAGGCCGAAUCGCCCGAUCCUUUCUUCCUUCCUUCCUUCCUUCCUUCCUUCCUUCCAUCCAUCCAUCCUUCUUUCUUUCUUUCUUUCUUUCUUUCUUUUCUUCCUUUCUUCUUCCCUCCUUCCUUUAUUUUUUUAUUUUCCUUUUUAAUCUUUUCUUUCUACCCUUCCACAUACCACACACUUCUAUCUCACGAUCGACCUCGUAUAACGCGUGUGUGAAAAUACGCGUCGCUCUCUUUACCAUUCUGACAUCUGUUUUUUUUUCUUUUUUUUUUUUUUUCUUUUUCUUUUUUGUUUGUUUGUAAUUUUAUCCCCUCGUCCCUUUCCUUUUACUUCUCUAUAUCGUUAUAAUUUCAUUUAUCUCUUUCCAAUCCCAUUUCUCUCCUCAUCGUUCAUCAUUUACAUCACAUACAAAAUCUUACCCAAUCUUCGAUCGCGAAGAGAUCGACGUAGGUCCUCUUUCUUUUUUUCUUUUUUUUCUUUUUUUUUUUUUCUUUUUUUUUUUUUUGUAUAAAAGAAAAUGAAGAAGAAAAAAAAAACAGGACGAAAGAAUGAUCUGAAAUCGCGGACGUUUACGCGCACGAUUCGAUACGACCGCAUUCUUUUUCUUUCUUGUCGUUAUUAAUUCACUUUUUUUUCUUUUUUUUUUUUUUUCCCCCGAAAAAAGAACAUCGUUCAUUCAAACAUACAUAUUUACAUAUAUACAUAAAUAAAUACACGAAUACAUUCAUACAUGUGUAUGACGUGCGUCGUAUUACGCGUGAAAAAAAAAAAAAAAAGAGAAAACGAAUUCCAGGCCAACGA